AUGUGCGGGCCAGCGACCGACGCGUGCUUCAUCCGCGUGAUUGGCUCCGAGCUGGUGCAAAAGUACGUCGGCGAGGGGGCGCGCAUGGUGCGCGAGCUCUUCCAGAUGGCUCGCUCGAAGAAGGCGACCGACGCGUGCUUCAUCCGCGUGAUUGGCUCCGAGCUGGUGCAAAAGUACGUCGGCGAGGGGGCGCGCAUGGUGCGCGAGCUCUUCCAGAUGGCUCGCUCGAAGAAGGCGUGCAUCGUCUUUCUCGACGAGGUCGACGCGAUUGGCGGCACGCGGUUCGACGACGGCGCGGGGGGCGACAACGAGGUGCAGCGCACGAUGCUCGAGAUCGUCAACCAGCUGGACGGCUUCGAGGCGCGCGGCUUGGCGAGUAGCGACGGGGGACUGCGGCACACUGCACGCCGCGACGCUAGCACGCACGCACGCGUGGCAAGACGGCCGAGGGACCGGGCGAGUAGCGACCAUGCGGCGCGCGGCAACGUCAAGAUUCUGAUGGCGACCAACCGCCCCGACACGCUCGACCCGGCGCUGCUGCGGCCGGGCCGCAUCGACCGCAAGGUCGAGUUUGGGCUGCCCGACCUCGAGGGGCGCGCGUCCAUCUUCCAGAUCCACUCUCGCUCGAUGAACUGCGAGCGCGACAUCCGCUUCGAGCUACUGGCGCGGCUGUGCCCGAACUGCACCGGCGCCGACCUGCGCUCGGUCUGCAUUGAGGCGGGCAUGUUUGCGAUCCGCUCGAGGCGGAAGACCGUGACGGAGAAGGACAUGAUCGACGCCGUCAACAAGGUGAUCAAGGGCUACUCCAAGUUCUCGGCGACGCCAAAGUAUCUCGUGUACAACUAGAGGGCCGGGGCGUCGCCGAGAGGACUCGUAUCUGUAUCUGCUGCCACACGGACAGCGGUCGUUUUUCGCGUUGCGUUAAGUUGUUGCCUCGUCUCUAAUUUUAUCCCCCGGGCCCGCCGCCUGCACCGCUUGUGAGUUCUCAUCUU
Molecule: messenger RNA, 992 nt
Organism: Emiliania huxleyi CCMP1516
Lineage: Eukaryota; Haptophyta; Isochrysidales; Noelaerhabdaceae
Exons: 11
Coding region: 1-846 (281 amino acids)
Biological process (GO): proteasome-mediated ubiquitin-dependent protein catabolic process
Cellular component (GO): proteasome regulatory particle, base subcomplex
Molecular function (GO): ATP hydrolysis activity; proteasome-activating activity; ATP binding
Source: RefSeq, a predicted model, not a curated record